AUGGGAACCAAGGGCACUACUAUUAUGAGACCCAAGGCUAGAUGUGUGAAAGUUGUUCACUACUGUGCUGCGGGUUCAAAGCCAUGGAGGUACACUGGCGAAGAAGAGAACAUGGAUAGGGAAGACAUUAAAAUGUUGGUGAAGCAGUGGAGGGAUAUAUACAACGAUGAGUCACUAGACUACAAGAGGACCAAUGCAGCAGCUGAAGAUGUGAACAAAUUUACGGCGGUGCUUUCGGAGGGUGGUGUUGUUUACUAUGUUACUGCCCCCUCUGCUGCUUAGACAUUUAUGGUUUUGUUCUAAGAUUAUAUGGGUUGAUGUACAUAAAUUUAUGAGGGGUGUCAAUACGAAUUGUUGGUCUUUGAGAUUGAAAGUUCUGAUUAAGAGGAAGAGUCUGGUUUUCUCUUUAGCACAAAUUAUUGUUUGGGAUUCUACAUACUUUGAAGUCUAUAUAUAUAAAUGAU
This is a messenger RNA of Ilex paraguariensis (yerba mate), 464 nucleotides long. The record is from the annotation of a GenBank genome assembly. Lineage: Eukaryota; Viridiplantae; Streptophyta; Magnoliopsida; Aquifoliales; Aquifoliaceae.